AUAAACCAAACCAAAUUAAGGUAUAUCCAUAUCCCGUGUGAACUCCACCAUGUCGAAUCAAAGCGUUGACCCCUAUCAGCACCUUGGAUUCCUCCGCAACCGCGACGGCACCGUCACGCGAUUAAACGACGGCGUUCCGCGCACCGAGGCCUCUUCGGAUCCCUCUCUACCCAUUCCAGUUCUGACGAAAGACCUAACCAUGAACCAAAGAAACAACACCUGGCUUCGCCUAUUCCUGCCCCGAAUAGCACUCUCCUCUCCCAACAAGCUUCCUCUCAUUAUUUUCUUUCACGGUAGCGGCUUCGUGGUGAUGAGUGCGGCUACGUCCAUGUUCCAUGAUUUCUGCGUCCAAAUGGCCAACAUCACCGAGGCCGUCGUGGCCUCCGUCGACUACCGCCUCGCGCCAGAGCACCGUCUCCCGGCGGCGUACGACGACGGCGUGGAAGCGCUGCGGUGGAUCCGAAGGAGCGACGAAGAGUGGUUGACGCAAUAUGUGGACUACUCAAAGUGUUAUCUUAUGGGGAAUAGCGCUGGGGCCACUCUCGCUUAUCAUGCAGGCCUACGUGCAACUGAAGAGGUGAAUGAUCUUGAGCCACUGAAGAUCCAAGGGUUGAUAUUGCGUCAACCAUUCUUUGGUGGAACGCAGAGGAGCGAGUCAGAGUUAAGACUCGAGAAUAAUCCAGUAAUUCCAUUGUGUGUUACUGAUUUGAUGUGGGAGUUGGCACUACCAAUUGGUGCUGAUCGUGACCAUGAAUAUUGCAAUCCAUGGUCAGGGAAUGGGGUUCAGAAAUUUGAUAAACUGAAGGAGCUUGGGUGGAGGGUAUUGGUGAGUGGAAAUGGUGAAGACCUGCUUGUGGAUCGUGAGAUAGAGCUAGCACAAUUGAUGGAAGAAAAAGGGGUGCAAGUGGUGAAGGACUUUGUAGAAGAUGGGUCUCAUGGAGUUGAAAUUUUUUACCCAUCCAAAGCAAACAAAUUCAUUGCCUUAGUCAAAGAUUUCAUUUACAUGAUUGAUGCUUAGUAAAAAUUGCUAGUGUCGUAACAUGUUACUUUGGAGGAAGAUAUUAUUGUUGAUAAACUUUUAUUUAUUAUUAAUUGUUCAA
Cajanus cajan (pigeon pea) is the source of this 1100-nucleotide messenger RNA. RefSeq names its product carboxylesterase 1. Gene Ontology annotation, molecular function: hydrolase activity. The record is from RefSeq and is a predicted model, not a curated record. NCBI's taxonomy places the organism in Eukaryota, Viridiplantae, Streptophyta, Magnoliopsida, Fabales, Fabaceae.